GAAACUUUUGACAGAUCCAUCACUAAAUUUCUAAUAUCUUAAACAAAAGUGGAAUUUUUGAAUUGAUGAUGGAGAGAUUUAGGCUUUGGUUUUAAAGUUUAGCUGGAUACACAAAAUUUGCAGUAUAGUUCUAAUUUUAGCUCAGCCAUGGCGGAUUCACUAUUUUUAUCCAAAUUUAUUAGAGUUGUAUUCUUUAACGAAAAAACAAAGACAGAGAAAAAUCUUUGGCAAAAUAUGCUUAAUCUUCGUGCUUUCCACUAAUCUCCCGGAAAAAAAUUGAUUAAUAUCAAAAUUAGUCGAAGAAAAAAAAAGAGAGAGGAGGGAGACACAACGAUGCCUUCUCCUCCGGAAGAAGAAACCCAACCCAAACCCGAUACGGGUCCGGGUCAAAACUCCGAACGCGAUAUUAAUCAACCACCACCACCUCCACCACAAUCUCAACCGCCUCCACCGCAGACGCAACAGCAAACGUACCCGCCGGUAAUGGGCUAUCCAGGCUACCAUCAACCGCCUCCACCAUACCCAAAUUAUCCAAACGCACCUUACCAACAAUACCCUUACGCACAAGCCCCACCCGCUUCAUAUUACGGUUCAUCUUACCCGGCUCAGCAAAAUCCGGUUUACCAAAGACCAGCUUCGUCCGGGUUCGUCAGAGGAAUUUUCACCGGUUUAAUCGUUUUAGUCGUCCUCCUCUGCAUCUCCACCACCAUAACGUGGCUAGUCCUCCGUCCUCAAAUACCGCUUUUCUCCGUAAACAAUUUCUCAGUUUCCAAUUUCAACGUAACCGGUCCGGUUUUCUCCGCGCAAUGGACGGCGAAUCUCACAAUCGAGAAUCAAAACACGAAAUUGAAAGGCUACUUUGAUCGAAUCCAAGGUUUAGUAUACCACCAAAACGCGGUCGGAGAAGACGAAUUUUUAGCGACGGCGUUUUUUCAACCGGUUUUCGUGGAGACCAAGAAAUCGGUUGUGAUCGGAGAAACUUUGACCGCGGGAGAUAAAGAACAACCGAAAGUUCCGAGUUGGGUUGUUGAUGAGAUGAAGAAAGAGAGAGAGACCGGAACGGUGACGUUUAGCCUGAGAAUGGCCGUGUGGGUUACUUUUAAGACCGAUGGUUGGGCGGCGCGUGAGAGCGGGCUUAAGGUGUUUUGCGGGAAAUUAAAAGUUGGGUUUGAAGGAAUUUCUGGAAACGGUGCCGUUUUGUUGCCUAAGCCUCUUCCUUGUGUGGUUUACGUUUGAUAAUUCUUGUUCUCUAUGGAUAUAUCUCUCUUUUUAAUUCAUGUAUUGGUCUGAAUGUUCACUAUACAAAUUCUCAUAGAAAAUUCUUCGUACAGUAAAGUUCAAGAAAGAAAGAAAAAAAUAGAUACGA
Messenger RNA from Arabidopsis thaliana (thale cress), 1366 nucleotides. RefSeq names its product hydroxyproline-rich glycoprotein family protein. Gene Ontology annotation, cellular component: membrane. NCBI's taxonomy places the organism in Eukaryota, Viridiplantae, Streptophyta, Magnoliopsida, Brassicales, Brassicaceae. The transcript has a single exon. The coding region runs from base 334 to 1236 and encodes 300 amino acids. The record is from RefSeq and is marked reviewed. Gene Ontology annotation, biological process: defense response to other organism.